AUGACGCAGGUCACGCGUCAGGAAAUCCUCGGACUUUACCGCAAGAUAUUCCGAAUAGCCAAAAAAUGGCGGUCUGCGUCCGGGCAGAUGGAGGAGACCGCAAAAGAAAAACAGUAUAUUAUCAACGAAGCUAAAACGUUGUUCCAAAAGAACAAAAAUUUAACGGAUCCUGAGCAGAUUAAACAAUGUGCAGAAGAGUGUGAGGCGAGGAUCGAGAUAGGACUUCAUUACCAGAUCCCUUAUCCAAGGCCGAUUCAUCUGCCUCCCAUGGGCCUUGCACACCAGCAAGGCCGUGCGUUGCGACAUCAGGAAAAGCUGAGGAAACUUUCCAAGCCUCUCUACUUGAAGUCUCACGAUGAAAUUUCUUAA
Messenger RNA from Euleptes europaea (tarantolino), 369 nucleotides. RefSeq names its product LYR motif containing 1 (gene LYRM1). Gene Ontology annotation, cellular component: mitochondrion. The transcript is spliced from 3 exons. NCBI's taxonomy places the organism in Eukaryota, Metazoa, Chordata, Lepidosauria, Squamata, Sphaerodactylidae. The record is from RefSeq and is a predicted model, not a curated record. The coding region runs from base 1 to 369 and encodes 122 amino acids.